AGAUUAGCCUACUUUUAAAAAUGUCCAGCCUUCGGACAGCUUGGCAACAGCAGCUACGUACAGUGUGUAGCAGCACCCAGAAGCGAACAAAGCGACCCGGAAGCGCUGAACCAAUUGGAGGCAGGCAGAAAGAAUACCAAUCUUUAAUAAUAAAGCAAGACAAAAUCUGCAAUCGGGACAUCAGGAUGGCUGAGCCUCGGUUCAACAACCCCUACUUCUGGCCUCCGCCUCCCUCCAUGCCUGGCCAGCUGGAUAACCUGGUGCUCAUCAACAAGAUCAAGGAGCAGCUGAUGGCUGAGAAGAUCCGACCCCUGCACCUGCCACCCAACUCAGCCCCCUCUCAGCAAACCCUGCUGGUGGCUUCCUCCCCCUCGGACGGGGGGCAGCAGCAGCAUGGCAUGCCCAAGCACCAGCAGGGGCAGCACCACCCUCAGGGCUCGGUCCAGCAGCCCGACAUCGCCCUGCACGCCCGCCCAGCCUCCAGCUCUGUGCCAGUUAGAUCAGUUAAUUUUAUUACCUUCAAUGUCGAUGAUGCAGACGUGAAUAUGGAUGACAAGUCAGCAGUGAAGGCAAAAGGACUGUGGGAUGAGUGGCACAUGCGACAGAUCGUAGAGCAGCCCUCUAGAGUCAACCAUCGGUCAGUCUUUAUGUGCCCAUACACAGGUCUGGCCCCGUCGUCCCGGCCAGACGGCCACAGCAUUUCCGAGGCCCUCACGCCCACCACACCCACCUCCAGCAGCCAGAACCGACUGGGAGGGGCCCCAUCGGUCAACAUCAUCUCCGGGCUGGCCAGUGGGCCUGGCAUGGAGCAGAUGAAGAGCGGGGGCCUGGCCGGACUCCUCGGCCCUCCACCCAAGACACCCCGCGGGCGGAAGAAAAUCAAAGCGGAAAGCGGAGGGCCUCUUCUGGUGGUGCCCUAUCCCAUCAUGGCCUCUGGCGCAGACCAGGGCUGCAUCACCUUCCCUGCCAAAGAGGGCAAAACGUACAGAUGCAAAGUGUGUCCGCUUACCUUCUUGUCCAAGUCGGAGAUGCAGAUCCACUCCAAGUCCCACACGGAGGCCAAACCCCACAAGUGUCCCCACUGCUCCAAGUCGUUUGCCAAUGCGUCCUACCUGGCCCAGCACCUCCGCAUUCACCUGGGCAUCAAGCCUUACCACUGCUCCUACUGCGAGAACUCCUUCCGUCAGCUCUCGCACCUGCAGCAGCACACCAGAAUCCACACUGGUGACAGACCCUAUAAAUGCGCGGCCCCUGGAUGUGAAAAGGCCUUUACCCAGCUCUCUAACCUACAGUCUCACCAGAGGCAGCACAACAAGGACAAGCCGUACAAAUGUCCCAACUGCUACCGUGCCUACUCAGAUUCAGCAUCGUUACAGAUCCACCUGUCUACGCACGCCAUCAAAAACGCUAAGGCCUACUGCUGCAGUAUGUGUGGCCGGGCAUACACCUCAGAAACCUACCUUAUGAAGCACAUGUCCAAACAUACAGUGGUUGAGCACCUAGUGAGCCACCAGUCCCCCCAGAGGACAGAGUCUCCCAGUAUCCCAAUACGCAUCUCCCUCAUCUGAGCUCUCCACCCACACAGCAUUACUGUAUGUUGUUGUAUUCAUUUUCUAUGUAAGGCUGUAGUUUAGGGACCCUGCAUAUAAGGCCAUCGACACAAGGCCUACAUACAGUGCCUUUGGAAAGUAUUCAGACCCCUUGACUUUUUCCACAUUUUGUUACGUUACAGCAUUAUUCUAAAAUUGAUUUUUAAUAAAAAUCCUCAGCAAUCUACACACAAUACCCCAGAAUGACAAAUUGAAUACAGGUUUUUUGAAUUUGUAGCAAAUUUAAAUAAAAUAAAAAGCAGAAAUACCUUAUUUACAUAAGUAUUCAAACCUUUUACUAUGAGACUCAAAGUAAUUUAUGGUAGAGUGGCCAGACAGAAGCUACUCCUCAGUAAAAGCACAUGACGGCCUGCUUGGAGUUUGCCAAAAGGCACCUAAAGAUUCUCAGACCAUGAGAAACUAUAUUCUCUGGUCUGAUAAAACCAAGAUUGAACUCUGGCCUGAAUGCCAAGCGUCACAUCUGGAGGAAACCUGGCACCAUCCCUACGGUGAAGCAUGGUGGUGGCAGCAUCAUGCCGUGGGGAUGUUUUUCAGUGGCAGGGACUGGGAGAUUAGUCAGGAUCUAGGCAAAGAUGAACAGAGCAAAGUAUAGAGAGAUCCCAGAUGAAAACCUGCACCAGAGCGCUCAACACCUCAGACUGGGGCGAAGGUUCACCUUCCAACAGGAGAAUGACCCUAAGCAUACAGCCAAGACAACGCAGGAGAGGCUUCGGGACAAGUCUCAAUGUCCUUGAGUGGUCCAUCCAAAGCCCGGACUUGAACCCGAUCGAACAUCUCUUGACCUGAUAAUAGCUGUGCAGAAACGCUUCCCAUCCAACCUGACAGAGCUUGAGAGGAUCUGUAAAGAAGAAUGGGAGAAACUCCCCAAAUACAGGUGUGCCAAGCUUGUAGCAUCAUAACCAAGAAGACUUGAGGCUGUAAUCGCUGCCAAAGGUGCUUCAACACAGUACUGAGUAAAGGGUCUGAAUACUUAUGUAAAUGUGAUAUUUCCGUUUUUUUGCAAAAAUGUCUAAAAACCCAUUUUUGCUUUGUCUUUAUGGGUUAUUGUGUGUAGAUUGGUGAGGGGGAAAAAACAAUUUAAUACAUUUUAGAAUAAGGCUGUAACGUAACAAAAUGUGGAAAAAGUCAAGGGGUCUGAAUACUUUCCGAAAACACUGUAUGCAUCACAUGACACCUGACAUUCAUUUCCAAACCCCUUGUUCUAUUUUGACACAGAUUGGGUCGGUUAAAUGAAAAUGAACACAUUCUUUGCAAAGGUUUUGUCAAAGGAAACAAAUGUCGGAUAAUGUCUCGCGUCGAAUAAAACUGAGCACUUACAAAGGCGUUUUGCAAACAGUGAUUUAUAUAUACAGUACCAGUCAAAAUUUGGACACACCUACUCAUUUUCUUUCCUUUCCUAUGAAAUAACACAUAUGGAAUCAUGUAGUAACGAAAAAAGUGUUAAACAAAUCAAAAUAUAUUUUAGAUUCUUCUAAGUAGCCACCCUUUGCCUUGAUGACAGCUUUGCACUCUUCUGGCACUCUCUCAACCAGCUUCAUGAGGAAUGCUUUUCCAACAGUCUUGAAGGAGUUCCCACAUAUGCUGAGCACUUGUUGGCUGCUUUUCCUUCACUCUGCGGUCCAACUCAUCCCAAACCAUCUCAGUUGGGUUGAGGUCAGGUGAUUGUGGAGGCCAGGUCAUCUGAUACAGCACUCCAUCACUCUCCUUCUUGGUCAAAUAGCCCUUACACAGCCUGGAGGUGUGUUUUGGGUCAUUGUCCUGUUGAAAAACAAAUGAUAGUCCAACUAAGCGCAAACCAGAUGGGAUGGCGUAUCACUGCAGAAUGCUGUGUUAGCUAUGCUGGUUAAGUGUGCCUUGUAUUCUAAAAAAAUCACACUGUGCCACCAGCAAAGCACCAUCACACCACCUCCUCCAUGCUUCAUGGUGGGAACCACACAUGCGGAGAUCAUCCGUUCACCUACUCUGCGUUUCACAAAGACACUGCGGUUGAAACCAAAAAUCUCACAUUUGGACUCAUCCGACCAAAGGACAGAUUUCCACCGGUCUAAUGUCCAUUGCUCGUGUUUCGUGGUCCAAGGAAGUCUCUUCUUCUUAUUGGUGUCCUUUCGUAGGGGUUUCUUUGCAGCAAUUCGACCAUGAAGGCCCAAUUCAUGCAGUCGUCUCUGAACAGUUGAUGUUGAGAUGUGUCUGUUACUUGAACUCUGUGAAGCAUUUAUUUGGGCUGCAAUCUGAGGUGCUGCUACUCUAAUGAACUCAUCCUCUGCAGCAGAGGUAAUUCUAGGUCUUCCUUUCCUGUGGCGGUCCUCAUGAUAGCCAGUUUCAUCGUAGCGCUUGAUGGCUUUUGCGACUGCACUUGAAGAAACUUUCAAAGUUCUUGAAAUGUUCCGUAUUGACUGAACUUCAUGUCUUAGAGUAAUGACGGAGUGUCGUUUCUCUUUGCUUAUUUGAGCUGUUCUUGCCAUUAUAUGGACUUGGUCUUUUACCAAAUAGGGCUAUCUCCUAUAUACCACCCGUACCUCGUCACACACAAGCUCAGCUCAUACGCAUUAAGAACGAAAGAAAUUCCCCAAAUUAACUUUUAACAAGGCACUCCUGUUAAUUGAAAUGCAUUCCAGGUGACUACCUCAUGAAGCUGGUUGAGAGAAUGCCAAGUGUGCAAAGCUGUCAUUAAGGCAAAGGGUGGCUACUUUGAAGAAUCUCAAAUAUAACAUUUAUUUUUAUUUAUUUUUUGGUUACAUGAUUCCAUGUGCUAUUUCAUAGUUUUGAUGUCUUCACUAUUAUUCUACAAUGUAGAAAAUAGUAAAAAUAAAGAAAAACCCUGGAAAGAGUAGUUGUGUCCAAACAUUUGACUGGUACUGUAUAUAUUCCAUAAAAUGGAUUUCCAAAAUGUGCCAGACAAUAUUUGCCCUUAUACGGAAAAUAAAUAGAUUUGAAAAAAUCUGGGUGUGUUCUGGUGACAUCCAAAGAGCAUCUUAAAGGGUCAAUAUGCAGUUGCUACAUACAUUUCUGGAUGUAGAAAGGUAUUCUAUGUCCCCAUUGAUUCUUCAAGAUUAUAACUUAUAAAUGCUUCAUAAGUUUAGGUGAACUUUCAUACCGCAUCAGAACCCAAAAUAUAAGCUUGUUUUACACCAAUGUUUGUAAUCAAGGUAAAUGUAUAACCUUAACACAUGGUUAAAACUAUCAUUUUUAUAUCAUGGGUGGUCAGUCGUUGCAUCUAUAGCCCGGUCUAUGAAUUUGACAGUGGUUACAUUUCUCCAGCCCCAUCCCUCAACUUUUUACUGAAACAGUGGCGGCGAAAACAUUUAGUUAUUGUUUCAACUGCGGAUUGUCCCUUUAAAGCACUUUCAGCCUUUGUGGUUUUGACUCCAAAUGUUUCCAUCUUUUCCAAUGGAAAUGCAAAAGCAUUGCUUGAGGCAGCUAAGAGUAUUGACUGUGUCUAAUCGAAAGUCUGUUUUUUUUGGUUAUAUUUUUGUUCAAUGCAAGUAUACAGGGUCAAACUAUAAAAGUGGCAUUUACGCGGAAAGCAAUUGGAACUAUGUGGACAAUUCGAUUGUAAGGUUGUUUCUCUCGGGGGAAUGAUGAAACAAACUCAAGUGCACCAACAUGUAAAAAAGGAACGAAUGUUUGUUUUGUCUAGAUCAUUUCAAUCAUUGUUUAUGGUUAAUCGAAUCGAGAUCAUAUGGGUUAUAUGACCAGACACUAAUUCAAUCAACUGAACUGUUUAAAUCAACAGAACAUUUCACCGGUUUUCCUUGCGGCCAGGUAGUACAGAUGGCAGCUUUGCACCUAUGUGAGCCAAGUCAAGAGUCAUUAGGAAAGCAAGCUAACAUUAGCUAGUGUGCCAGCUUUACGGUAUUACUUGGCACUGCCCUCAAUAGGCAUACGCAAAGCUAUCACGAUGAGCAUUACAACUGUCAUUUACAGUCAUGCCAGCUUUUGUCGAGUAACUUCCGAUGGUCCUCAUAAUACAAGCUACUGUUAGCUAGGGUGCUAAUAACAGAGUAAUGCUUUUGUCACGAUAGUUCUAUAAUAAGUCACAACAGCUGAUGAUGGCUCUCAUGAUUGUGACCGAGUCAGGCAGGCCUUGACAGGGGGCAUCAAGUGUUGCCACGUUGGUAAUGUUGUUAGGUCUAUGUUACUUGAGUAGAACAUUUCUACUCCAAAUAUAGAGAAAUAUAUAGCGAGCAUACAUUUACUGGAGGUUAAGUAUUUGGUAUUUAUGUUGACUUCUAGAUUGUUAUACUCUCACUUGUGUCACAUGUGACUUCAGAAUCUUAUCAAGUCAACUUAAAGCUAUUGCCCAGCCCGGUAACAGGCCCGUGCUGCUUCAUCAAUAGAAAGUCAGUCAAUAAAACAGUUUAAACAUGACAAUAGUAUUUGAAAGUGGACCAAAAAGUGAACUAAUAUUAACCGCUAAGCCCACUACAUUCAGGAUAGAUUCAUCUUGAUUUUCAACAGGUUUACAUUUAAUUACCGUAAAGUAUAGUCAGUAUGAAUUUGUUCAAAGGUUCAUACCAUAUAUAACUUCAUAUGAACUGGCAGUGUUACUGCAAGUGUUUCUUUCAUCAUAGUAUACACAGUAUUGUUUGUUGUAUUUUUACUGUAAUUUUACCUUCUGGUUGCUCUGGAUGGUACUAGUAGCUUGUAUUCUUCCAAGUUGCUUAAGAAAAGGUGCUAAGGCUAGAUGUUUAUUUGAGAUGGAGCUGAGAAGAUUGUUAAAUACAUUUAUAGUAUGUUAAAAAAUAAA
This is a messenger RNA of Salvelinus fontinalis (brook trout), 6357 nucleotides long. Its product is annotated as zinc finger protein 362-like. The record is from RefSeq and is a predicted model, not a curated record. Gene Ontology annotation, cellular component: nucleus. The transcript has 9 exons. Gene Ontology annotation, biological process: central nervous system development; regulation of transcription by RNA polymerase II. Gene Ontology annotation, molecular function: RNA polymerase II cis-regulatory region sequence-specific DNA binding; DNA-binding transcription factor activity, RNA polymerase II-specific. NCBI's taxonomy places the organism in Eukaryota, Metazoa, Chordata, Actinopteri, Salmoniformes, Salmonidae. Bases 21 to 1568 code for a protein of 515 amino acids.